Messenger RNA from Torulaspora delbrueckii, 1608 nucleotides. It is a transcript of the gene HFD1, whose product is annotated as hexadecenal dehydrogenase. The transcript has a single exon. Bases 1 to 1608 code for a protein of 535 amino acids. Gene Ontology annotation, biological process: aldehyde metabolic process. The record is from RefSeq and is a predicted model, not a curated record. Gene Ontology annotation, molecular function: aldehyde dehydrogenase (NAD+) activity. NCBI's taxonomy places the organism in Eukaryota, Fungi, Ascomycota, Saccharomycetes, Saccharomycetales, Saccharomycetaceae. Gene Ontology annotation, cellular component: cytoplasm.
AUGACUGAAGAAACUGGGGAUAAGGUUGAUUAUACGCCCUUAGCGGAGAUCGAUGCUUGUAUCGACCUGUGCAACAAGUACUACUACGACAAGCAACUUACACUUUCUCAAGAACGCUCUCCAAGAAAAUCAGACUUGAAAGCUAGGUCUCGUCAGCUAAAGAAGCUUUAUUACGCGAUUAAGGACAACACCGAUGAGCUUGUCCAAGCUUUGUAUACCGACUUCCAUCGUUCAAAGCAGGAAUCUAUAACAUUAGAGGUUGCACAAUUGUGCAACAAUAUACUGCACAUGAUUGAGUCUCUUCCUAAAUGGAUGGAGCCUUCCAAAAUUAAAGAUCGUGCUCCUCCUUUCCUCUUCUCUAAUACUGCAGUGGAACGUAUCGCUAGAGGUUCUGUUCUUGUCAUUGGGCCAUUUAAUUUCCCUUUAAUGUCCUCUUUAAGCCCCGCUGCUGCUGCCUUAGCGGCUGGUAACACAGUCGUUGUGAAACCUAGCGAGCUAACGCCUGCAACUGCUUCAUGUAUCGAAAGAAUUAUCAACGAAGCCAAUUUUCCAAAUGGCUUGAUACAAAUUGUCAAGGGUUCCAAGCCAGAGAGUCAAAGAUUGGUCGAGUCAGGCAAGUUUGAUAUGAUUUUCUUUACUGGUUCCACUGCGGUGGGAUCCGCUAUAGCCCAAGAAGCAGCAAAGACUGUGACUCCAUGUGUCUUGGAGCUUGGUGGAAAGUCACCAGUUUUUAUAACUCAGAAUUUGGCUACAAAGAACCUGAGAACCGCUUUGAAAAGAAUCUUUUAUAGUGCUUUUGGCAAUUCGGGUCAAAUUUGCAUAUCUCCAGAUUACGUAUUAGUACAUGAGUCUAUCUACUCAUUGGUGGUGAAGGAGGCAAAAAGUGUUCUAGCUGAGUUAUUCCCAGAGGUUAAUCCAGCUACCGAAUAUACUCAUAUGGUUGACCAGAAUGCUUACAACAAGGUUUCCGAGAAACUUGCGAAUACUAACGGCGAAAAGUUUACAGUCGGUAAGCAAAUUAGUGACGAGGGCGAGCUAUUGAUUCCACCCACUCUGGUAUUUGACAUUUACUGGGACGACACAUUGAUGAAGGCUGAGAAUUUUGGUCCAGUGUUGCCUUUUGUCAAAUACUCCGAUUUGGAUCGUACUCUUGACUUGGUCAUCUCAAACCAUGAUACUCCUUUAGUUCAGUACAUCUUUAGCCAGAAAGACGCCGAAAUCCAACAUAUCUUGUAUCGGUUAAGAUCUGGUGACUGCAUCGUUGGAGACACGCUACUUCACGUUGCUUUGACGGACGCACCCUUUGGUGGUAUUGGUACUUCAGGUUAUGGUAAUUUUGGUGGUAUCUGGGGUUUCAACACUUUCACUCACCAGCGUAUCGUCAUGAAGCAGCCUUAUUGGCAGGACUCUUUACUCAGCAUGCGCUAUCCACCAUUCUCAUCAUGGAAGACAGAUUCAUUUAAGUUCUUCAUGGAGCAAAAACCAUGGUUUGAUCGAGAUGGCAAUGAUAGGAUUUCACUUGCCAAAUGGUUCGGUAUAUCGCUGGUUGUGGCACUUGCAGUCAUGCUCCCCAAUUUCUUCAACACCUCUUGGACUCAAUGUAACUGA